AUGCCCUUAUUAGAUGAACAGGUUCAUAAAUUGCGCACUAUUCAGCUUUUGAUAAAUAGAGUAUACUCCAGAAUACUGAACGGACCUCUUUUUACCAACUUUAGCAAUUUCAACUUUAUUAGUAGAUUCGACAUGACUACUUCCAAGACUCAUAAACACUUUUCUCAAUCCUCGUUAGAUUAUAACAAAUCUGUUAAGAAUCCUGUUGCUGAGGUUAAGGUGGUUCCUGUUUUACAGGAUAACUUUUCCUACAUUUUAAUAGACCCAGAAAGCUCAAACGCGCUAUGCGUUGACCCUGCUGAGCCUCAAAAGGUGCUUUCAGUGGCCCAAAGCUACGAUUUAAAAUUUAAGUUGUGUCUGUGCACACACAAACACUGGGAUCACAGCGGCGGCAAUGUUGAGAUGAAGAGACUGGUUCCAGACCUUGACGUCGUCGGCUCAUCCUACGAGAGCACUCCGGGCGUAACUUUGCCGGUCAAAGACGAUGACACCCUAUCAUUCGGAAGUCUGAAGAUCAGGUGCAUUAAGGCCUCGUGCCAUACCACCGGGCACAUAAUGUACUUUGUGUACUCUCCUGAAAAACCUGAUUUACAACCCAUUCUGUUCACCGGUGAUACUAUAUUUGUGGGUGGAUGCGGUAGAUUUUUUGAGGGCUCUGGCGAACUCAUGCUCGGCAUAAUGAGGAGGGUUAAAACACUUCCCCCAAACACCCUCAUCUACUGCGGCCAUGAAUACACUGUAAAGAAUAUGAAAUUUGCCUACUACGUUGAUCCAAGUCAACCUGUUGUUGAUAAAUUAAAUUGGUCCCAGGAUGUGAUUUCUAAGGGCGGUGUUACCGUGCCUUCCCUUUUGUCUGAGGAAGUUCUUUACAACCCCUUUAUGCGCACCAAGGACCUCAUGUCAUCUCUGGAAACAGCCUCUGAAGAGGCUGCCAUGUCCAAGCUCAGGCAGAUGAAGGAUCGAUUUUAA
Messenger RNA from Theileria orientalis strain Shintoku, 969 nucleotides. Its product is annotated as hydroxyacylglutathione hydrolase. The transcript is spliced from 7 exons. The record is from RefSeq and is a predicted model, not a curated record. Gene Ontology annotation, molecular function: hydroxyacylglutathione hydrolase activity. Lineage: Eukaryota; Apicomplexa; Aconoidasida; Piroplasmida; Theileriidae. The coding region runs from base 1 to 969 and encodes 322 amino acids.